This is a messenger RNA of Aureobasidium melanogenum CBS 110374, 1488 nucleotides long. RefSeq lists its product as uncharacterized. Lineage: Eukaryota; Fungi; Ascomycota; Dothideomycetes; Dothideales; Saccotheciaceae. Bases 1 to 1488 code for a protein of 495 amino acids. The record is from RefSeq and is a predicted model, not a curated record. The transcript has 4 exons. Gene Ontology annotation, biological process: reciprocal meiotic recombination.
AUGGCAAGUCAAGAUGCACUCUUCGGCGGUGCCCUGUUGUGCCAUUCUAUCCUCAAGUUCUCUCACUCCACUCUCCCUCGCUCAGCGAAUCCUUCUGGCUGGAAUCACAUCCAAACUCCUGAUCUCUUUACUGUAAUUGAGCAGCUCAACCGCAGUGGAAUCCAGCUCAGAAUCAUCCAUGGAACCAACGAUCUAGAAGUCCUUCCACUUACUGCCAUCAUCCAAGAGACCAAGGAAUUGCACAGAAGACAGCCUAAUCGAUCACCCGACAAUCUGCCUAUCUUUGGCCUGACCAAAGGUACAGCCUUAGCCAUCCGUUAUUUUUGCCAGAAUAACCAGGUCAGACGCAUUCAACUGCGUUUCCCUGAUGAAGCCUCAUGCAACGAGACGGUACAGCUGCUCUCCGCUCACGGCCUCAUGUUCUCUGUACCAAACACCAAACCGAACACACAGACUCAAGCUCGCCCUGUGACAGCUAAUUCGUACCUGAACCGCCAACCUUCUGUGCAAUCCGCCCGCUUCGACCAUGCCACUUCCUCGAUUAUCGUACCGACGAUACAAGGUAUGACUAUCAUACUACCCUCGGUCAAUCAGGAUGAGCCAUCUCGCAUGCACCCAUUCACUUCUUCUCAAGGACCGAAAGAAUACGAUACUCGAAGCAUACAAAGACAGCCAACCUUUGCUCCAAUUCGCACGAGUGAGGGGCCAGUGGAAAGGCCAUCAACCGCGCCCAUAGAGUGGCCAUCAGACAUGACGAGAAAGAUGUUACCUCCUCGUCGGGAACUUCCUUUCCCGAAACCUUCCAGCAGUCCUGCAAAAACCAAAACGCUGCCGCCUCUUCCCAAGCCAAGUUAUGUUUCAGAAGCCGCCAAACCAGAUAGAUCAGUGCCAGAAGAGAACUCAAGCCGAGCAUCACCGGAGAACAAGACCGAACAUGGAAUCACACGACUUACUACUCCUCGCGGACCCACAAGGUUUGAACCUCCAGCAUCACGCAUGUACAACUUUAAUCCGAAAGAUGAUCCUAUGGUUGUCGAUAGUCCUGGAACGAGCGAAACUAUCACUCUUGCUCACAUGAGCAACCAGGAUGUUCUCGCCGAUUCAGAUCAACGCUGCGGUAGUAGCGUAAGCCCUGUGUACUUCACCGGCUCCAGUCCAGAAGACAAGCUACCUUCGAGUCCAGAACGAUCAUUCUUUUCGAGUCGUGAUCAAAUGACAUCCUCCAGCCCGUCGGAAAGACGUAGCCAGCGCCUGGCUCAGAAGCACAUCCAACAAGAUACCGAGAUGCAAGACAUGGGAAUGACAACAAGUUCAACACAGCAGAGUGCGCAGGAUGCGCUGAGGCAAUAUGCUGAGCAGCCCAAAGAGACCCGCGCAGAAGCCAUCAAGCAGUUCAUCUUGGCUAGUCUUCACGACGAUGACUUCCUCAAGCUGUGUGUUGACGUGGAGGCAUGUUGGCAACGCCAGGUGCUUGACAGACGUGUUUGA